AUGCACUUCCACUCUGAAAUUAAUAUUUCUUAUUUAAGAUGCAUCGUAUAUUUAAAAGAGGAAGAAGAAAGUUAAUAUCAACAAAUAAAAGUCAAGUAAGGAUCCCUCAGUGGAGAAGAAGAGUUACUUUGGUGUUUUUCGACAGAUAAAGAAAUAUCAAGAAGAACGUGUUGCCAAAUCACACAUCAUAGAAGACAGGAUAGUAUCAGAUUAAAAAUCAGCAUAAAGUCAGUAAUAAUUAGGUGGGAUAAUAAUGAAAUAAUAUAGUCAUUAAGAAAAAAAAGUGAAGUGUAAACUGAAAUAAAGGAUAUAGAAAAUUUGGAACAACUUCUUAUGCCUCUAUAAAUAGUAUUGAAAGGUAAGAAUUAAGAUAUCAAUCAGAUACCGAAAGAAGUAUUCAACAGAGGACAAAAGCAAAAGUAACAGCUUUUGGAUGCCGAAAUUACCUAAAGUUAUUCUUAAAUUCAAACUGGAGAUAUAUUGAAGAACCAUAUAACUACAAAGAAUCGAUUAUGAGCUAAAGAGGAUCUAAUAUUUACCAAGAUUAAAAAAGAAGUGAUAAAGAAUUUGCAAUUCUAACUACUUUAAGAGGAUGA
This is a messenger RNA of Paramecium octaurelia, 596 nucleotides long. Lineage: Eukaryota; Ciliophora; Oligohymenophorea; Peniculida; Parameciidae. The record is from the annotation of a GenBank genome assembly.